Molecule: messenger RNA, 210 nt
Organism: Ectocarpus siliculosus
Lineage: Eukaryota; Phaeophyceae; Ectocarpales; Ectocarpaceae
Source: the annotation of a GenBank genome assembly
AUGUCCACGGCAGCGCCAGCGUCAUCAACGGGCCUGGAGGGUCUGCUGCCGACGGUUCAAUCAAGCAGCAUAGCGCUGAGCGGCCGCAUGGGCAGGCGAGAAAGGAUGGCCUGGUCGGGGCCAAGGUACACGUUCACGGUGCGGCCUGCGGGCACCGCGCAGUGCGUCACGAGAACCAUGUCGAUUUCUUGGGGGAAGGCGGGCAACUAG